Messenger RNA from Populus euphratica (Euphrates poplar), 915 nucleotides. RefSeq lists its product as uncharacterized. NCBI's taxonomy places the organism in Eukaryota, Viridiplantae, Streptophyta, Magnoliopsida, Malpighiales, Salicaceae. The record is from RefSeq and is a predicted model, not a curated record. Gene Ontology annotation, molecular function: protein binding. The transcript has 4 exons. The coding region runs from base 1 to 915 and encodes 304 amino acids.
AUGGGUACAUAUUCAAGUGUAGUAAACGAGGCCUACCUAGCAGCCUUGGAAGGAGACUGGAAUCGGAUGAUUCUUGCUUACCAUGGACAAAAUUAUGUUUACGUGAUGCUUCCAGUGACGGUUUCAAAAGAUACUUCAUUUCACCUGGCAGUGUAUAGCGAAAGGCGCGAGCCGCUUCAAGGUCUACUCGGUAUUGUUAACAGAAACCCAACUCUCGGGAAUCCCUUGACUAAAAAGAAUACGUAUGGAAACACAGUUCUUCAUGAAGCAGUUGUUGCUGGAAAUAUGGAAGCAGUAAAGCUCUUACUCCAGAUUGUCCCUAGAGAACAGGGUGAAUUUCAUCCUUCAGAGCAACUUCAGGCUAGAAAUAUGCUUGGCGAGACCACGUUGUAUAGAGCUGCUUCAUGUGGUAACAAAGAAAUGGUGGAGUAUUUAGCUAGACUGCCGGGGCAAAUCUCCUACGGCAAGCUAUUAGAAGAUCACCGCAAGAGAGGGGAUUUGACGCCGAUUCUUCAUGCUGCCAUCCAAGGACAACACUUUGAAACUGCUCUGACGUUGCUGAAACUGGAUCCAUCACUUGGCGACAUGACCGAUGAUCAGGGCAUGACCUGUCUUCAUCUCCUCGCUGAUAUGCCUAGUGCUUUCAAGAGUGGAUAUGCAAUUCCCACAAUUUCCAUUAGGAAAUUGUUAUACUGUUGGCUUUCCGCCCCAAAGGGAGAUGGCUGCGACCAGAGCCGGAGUAAAAGAGCAACCAGGGUUCAAAGCAUUGGUACACAGAGCAGUAGAAACAAUAACGAUACUGCUCAUGCAACAAAAUCAUCCUCAGUAAAUUCCACAAGUAUUUCGUGGAAGGACGAAACUUCCUGCUGUCAAGCAAGAAUUGUUUCCGGCCUUAUGCUUGGGAUUGGGAGGUAG